Molecule: messenger RNA, 334 nt
Organism: Symbiodinium sp. CCMP2456
Lineage: Eukaryota; Dinophyceae; Suessiales; Symbiodiniaceae
Source: the annotation of a GenBank genome assembly
GUACGACCUCGUUUCGGUACCUCUUGAUGCUUUCCGCUUGCAGCAGACGGCGGCGGACGUGCGCAUGGUCUUUCAGUUUGCCGUAACGCUUUAUUGGCUGCUGGACAUCUUCGCGUCCUUCGCGACCGCCGUGUAUGUGAACGGCAAGCUCUACAUGCGACAUUGGGACAUCGCCAAAGCGUACUGUCGCUCCUGGUUUGUCUUCGAUGUCCUGGUCCUCGUCCCUGACAUCCUCGUCCUGGUUGGUGAUGCUCAGAAUGCGAUCGAAGCAAACGGCAUGGGCAUGGCCCGCGCGCUGCGAGCCGGUCGGCUGAUGCGAUUCCUUCGCUCUCCG